AUGCGAGCGAUUAGCGGAGCGGGAGCGGCGGCGGGUGCAGCGGCGAGCACACGUGGUAUAACCUCAGGUGCGCCCCGCCCCCCGCUCGCCCCGCCCGUUUCUAGCCGUCAGCUCGAACGGGCAACUCACUCAGACGCGAGCUGCACUCGACGCUCGAACGGCGGGAAAACACCGGCAGUUUUCCGUUCCACGCACCGAACUUCCGCACGAUUCGAAUUCGAAUUUCGAACGCGAGUUUCGAGUUUGUGA
Molecule: messenger RNA, 249 nt
Organism: Leptosia nina
Lineage: Eukaryota; Metazoa; Arthropoda; Insecta; Lepidoptera; Pieridae
Source: the annotation of a GenBank genome assembly